AUGGCACAAAGCAAGCGCAAAGAGGCCAAAGGGUCUAAGGAUGUAGAGCCCAACAAAAGGGCCAAGGCUGCAAAGGAAGAAGAGCGGGGCCGUCCCCGGACUCGGGCAGCCAUGUCCCAGCAAAGCACCCCGGCAAGCAGUGCAGCCUCGACUCCCCGCCCAACCAAGCGAAUCACAGGCAAGACUGCAACCCAGAGCCCCCCUGUGCGGCCCUCCGCUCUUAAGAAGAGAAAGGGAAGAGCCAACGACCCACCGCAGCCCCAAACAAGCCCCGAAGGGUCAGCGAAGCAGAAAGACAGCAAAGAAGGUGAAACCAAGGCAAAGAAGGAUACAAAGGAAAAGCGGGACGCAAAGGAAAAGAAGGAAGCAAAACAGAAGAAGGAAACAGAGGAACAGAAGCCAGCGCAGGAAAAGAACAGAGAACAGGAAAAGAAGGGAGCAAAGGAAAAGAAGGAAGCAAAGGACAAGAAGGAAGCAAAGGACAACAAGGAAGCAAAGGACAACAAGGAAGCAAAGGACCCCAGACAGAAGAAGCCAACAGCCACGAAGCACAACGGCCCAGAGCCCCAGGACCGUGCCGCAGACGAUCAGAGCAGACCCUCGAACAAGCAGAAAAAGCGAAGGGAUGAAAGUCCGGAGCCAGCCGAAGAAACGCAAGCGCAGCUGGACAAGGAGGUCGACAAGAUGCUCAAGGAAAUUGACACAGAGUCAGAAAUCGCCGAGCAGGAGGAGCUGGACGGGCUGGACGACGACGAGGAGAUCGACGGCAAGUCAGCUAAGUCCGUGAGUGCAGCAGACAGCGAGUCCGACAGUGACAGCGUUGGCGGGUCAGCUGACACAUUGGAUUCCGAUGAAGAUGACUCCGACAGCGACAGCACAUCGGGUUCUGAGAAGUCCGAAGCCGAGCAGCAGCCAGAAGCCUCCACGCAGCUGGUCGCAGCGGCAGAGAAGGCAGAUGCAGUGGUGAAGCGCAACAGUGUCACCAACAAGAAGGAUUGGGACGUCUUCAGCAGGGAGGUCCAAGACCGCAAGAAAUUCCCUGUUAGCUUGUCAACGCAUCUGCAGAAGGACAAAGUUGACCUCUUCAACCUGUGGCUGGAUAACAGCCGAGACCUCAAGAAGGUCGCUGUGGUCGUCGAGCGCCGGGUGGAGCAAGUGAACACCUCGCGCAGUGGUGUCAUCAGCAUGAAGGCCAGAGACGUUCUGGAGAAGUACUCCAAAGAGAAGGCCGAAAAGUUGCUGAAGCGGCUCAAGGAGAAGGGGAAGUACUACGAAGACCCUGAAUUUCCGGGUGAUGAGGAGGAGUACUAUUAUUAUUUGUCAGCGCCCAAGAAAGCCUGGAACGACAAUGUCACCGGCACGAAGAUGUCGUUGUCGGGCACCGAGAAGAAUCCUGACCAGGCGCUGCUUGGUGGGCUGGUCGGUCCCGAGGGGCCGUUGCAGAGUGGGGCGCUUCCUGCUCUCGAGGCACAGACAGCCGAAGGCGAGAAGGCGCUGCAAGAAACCCUCAACAAGAGUGUUACUGUUUCCAAGAAGGCUAACAACAAGAGGAAGACCGAGAAAUCCACGAAGGUUGAACCAACCACCUACAAAGAGAAAGCCGAGGAAGCAAAAGCCGAGAUUCUCCGAGCCAGCUCCCAGGCCCGUCAGCUGGCCCUGGGCUUGUCACACGUGCAGUACGGUGGCUCAUUGCACGAUGAGUUGAUGACAUUCAACGAAGAGAUGGAGGCUUUGUUCAAGGCGAUCCAGAAGUUGGAUGUUGACAAGGCUGAUGAUGCCUCCUACAAGAAGCCUUUGCGCAAGUGUACCCGGAAGCUUGCGUGGUGGAAGACUGCCGAGGCCAGGCUAACUCGAAAUGUGCAACGCUGUUAUGAUAUCGAAGCCAAAAUACCAGCACCUUAA
Symbiodinium sp. CCMP2592 is the source of this 1902-nucleotide messenger RNA. NCBI's taxonomy places the organism in Eukaryota, Dinophyceae, Suessiales, Symbiodiniaceae. The record is from the annotation of a GenBank genome assembly.